This is a messenger RNA of Alternaria incomplexa, 891 nucleotides long. RefSeq lists its product as uncharacterized. The transcript is spliced from 4 exons. NCBI's taxonomy places the organism in Eukaryota, Fungi, Ascomycota, Dothideomycetes, Pleosporales, Pleosporaceae. Gene Ontology annotation, biological process: dephosphorylation. The record is from RefSeq and is a predicted model, not a curated record. The coding region runs from base 1 to 891 and encodes 296 amino acids. Gene Ontology annotation, molecular function: phosphoprotein phosphatase activity.
AUGGCUGAACUGCAAACGCCACUCAAGAGUAUCUUGAACUUUCGCGAUGUCAGCCAGUUUGUCAAUGAAACAACAGGAACUAGCCGUCUAAAGAACGGCUUACUGUUCCGAAGUGCACGACCUGAUGAGGCCUCUUUCCAAGACAGGCAGAGAUUGCUGAAAGAAUAUGGCGUGAAGAGCAUCAUCGAUCUACGAACGAAAACAGAGCAUAUCGAACAGGCGCAAAAGCACGAUGCAAGAAUCAAAGCGUCAGCAGCAGUCCCUCAAACCAACGACGACGCAGCGGAGCCCCUCAAGAUACCCGGCAUAAUCUACCACGAAAUCAAUUUCAAUGGCUCGGCCUUCUCGCGCAUGUUGCUUUCGAAACUCACAUGGCUUGAGUUCUUCAGGCUCGCAGGCCUCAUGAUUGUCGGCUACCGCAAGGAUGCGAUCAAAAUCUUAGCUCCUCACAUGGAAGACAUGGGUCUUGUCGGACUGGCCGAGCAGUCGCUGGACGUGUGCACGCGCGAAGUCACACAGGUCUUUGAUGUAUUAGGAGAAGAGAAGAACUGGCCAGUUUUGGUCCACUGCACGCAGGGCAAGGACCGAACCGGGCUCAUAGUCAUGCUGGUCCUGUUGCUCCUCGGUGUGGAUCAAACCACUAUCGACGAAGACUAUCGCCUAUCCGAGCCAGAACUCGAGCCAGAGAGGGAGGGAAGGCUGAAAGAGAUGGCAUCAAUUGGUCUGACCGAGCAGUUUGCGAUAUGUCCCCCGGACUUGGUAAGCCAUGUAAACUCGUAUAUGGUCGAGAAGUACGGCAGCGUGGAGAAGUACCUGGAGAAAGCCGGUGUGGCCAAGGAGAAGGUGGACUUUGUUAGGGGGAAGCUACUAGCGGACGCGUCGAGGUCCUGA